This is a messenger RNA of Prosopis cineraria, 969 nucleotides long. NCBI's taxonomy places the organism in Eukaryota, Viridiplantae, Streptophyta, Magnoliopsida, Fabales, Fabaceae. The record is from the annotation of a RefSeq genome assembly.
AUGAUAUUUUCAACUUUAGAGCAUAUAUUAACUCAUAUAGCGUUUUCGGUCGUAUCAAUUGUAAUUGCAAUUCGUUUGCUAACCUUAUUAGUCAAUGAAAUCGUAGUACUAUAUGAUUCGUCCGAAAAAGGCAUGGUAGUAACCUUUUUCUGUAUAACGGGAUUAUUAGUUACUCGUUGGAUUUUUUCGGGCCAUUUACCAUUAAGUGAUUUAUAUGAAUCGGUAAUCUUUCUUUCCUGGGGUUUUUCCAUUUUUCAUAUAAUUCCAGGUUUUGGUUUUAAAAAGCUUAAAAACCAUUUAAGCACAAUAAUAGCACCAAGUGUUAUUUUUACCCAAGGCUUUGCUACUUCGGGUCUUUUAACCGAACUGCAUGAAUCCGGAAUAUUAGUACCCGCUCUACAAUCGCAUUGGUUAAUGAUGCACGUAAGUAUGAUGGUAUUGGGCUAUGCAGCUCUUUUAUGUGGAUCAUUAUUAUCAGUAGCUCUUUUAGUCAUUACAUUUCGAAAAGUCAUAAUAAGAAAGAUUGGUAAGAACAAUAAUCUUUUUUUUUAUUGUGUCAUUUUCUUUUGCUGUGAUCAAAUACAUGAACGAAAGAAACAAUGUUUUACGAAACACUUCUUUUCCUUCUUAUGGAAAUUAUUACAGGUCUCAAUUUAUUCAACAAUUGGAUCGCUGGAGUUAUCGUAUUAUUGGUCUAGGUUUUAUCUUUUUAACCAUAGGUAUUCUUUCGGGAGCAGUAUGGGCUAUUGUGGCCUGGGGAUCAUAUUGGAAUUGGGAUCCAAAGGAAACUUGGGCGUUUAUUACUUGGACCAUAUUCGCGAUUUAUUUACAUACUGGAAAAAAGAAAAGAUUGGAAGGUGUAAAUUCUUCAAUAGUGGCCUCUAUGGGCUUUCUUAUAAUUUGGAUAUGUUAUUUUGGGAUCAAUCUAUUAGGAAUAGGACUACAUUGUUAUGGUUCAUUUACAUCUAA